UUGUGACAAAACAAAGAGAUAUGCUAUCUGCCUCGCCUUGAAAUGUACUAAAGGUGAAACGUUGGCAUUCUCGAAGAACUCGUUUAUUUCCAAAAUGAAGACCAUUAUGUCAGUUUUGGCAUGUUGGCUUUUAUUUGUUUUUAUACACGUUGAAGCCGUUAAAGAUGAAGAUUUUCAAUAACUGCUUGUCAGGCUUUCAGUGCUCGAAGAAAAACAAGCUGUUAUUGAAACGGAAAAUAAGUUGUCACAAAAAAAGAAUCGCCGUCUCAGAAAAAUACAAGUUACUGUCCGACAAAAGAGUCGCUUCGCUUGAACGAAAAAUUGCAUUAUGUCAAAGCAGACAAGAUGCAAGAAGACUUUGGUAUUUUAAAGAACAUCGCACUUGAAACCGACAAGCUAUUGUCUGACACUACCACCACAACACAUGGAUACGAAAAGACUGUGUCUGACAAGGGGUUCGCCUUCCUUGUUAAAGACAGAAUUCUAUCGGACAGAAAAAUCGCCACGCUCGAGAACGACUAUGCAGUAUCACACAACCGGAGUGAUAACGUUGAACUUCAAUCCAAACACAAACGAUUCGUUGCAGAAGGGACUGUAGCAUUUUCUGCAAUCAAAGUAGCUAAUCAAGAGCAUGUGGGCUUUCAUCAGAACAUCAUCUUCGAGCAAAUUCUUACAAAUGAAGGAGGCGGAUACCAUCAAAUUCACGGUGUCUUCAUUGCUCCACAAUCCGGCGUUUACGUCUUCUCGUCGGCCAUUAUGUGUGCCCCAAAUGGGGAGGUUUUUUGCUGAAAUGGUUCAUAACGGAAACCUCGUCACGCGCAUUGUGACAGUGGGAGAUGGGAUUAAGGUAGUCAGACGGCUGUCAUAAAGAUGAAUGCUGGUGAUGAUGUCGCGGUUCGAAAUGCUGCCCAUGGAGAUGAUCUGGGGUGAUCUGUUUUCGUCAUUCAGUGGCUAUUUAGUAUGGCUGCAAUAAAUUAAGUGGAAAAUGAUAUCUACUGUAGACAUAUUUGUUUACUCAUGCAAACAAAAUUAGUUAUGCAAAUCGACUAUGUUUGUUAUUUCCUUUAAAAUUUAAUCCUUUUUUCAUGUCUAUUUAAAACACACAUUUUAUUAAAGAAAUAUCAAUCAAACCAUUAUAUUCUGUUAUUAGUCCCCUACCGGUUUCACCGGAGGAGACUUAUGGUUUGCGCUCCGUCUGUCAGUCUGUCAGUCUGUCCGUCACACUUUUCUGGAUCCUGCGAUAACUUCAAAAGUUUUUAAUAUUUUUUCAUGAAACUUCAUUCAUUCAUUUCAUUUCGUUCCUACGUCAAAAAUUAUGGUUGCUAUGGCAACAAAUAGACUAGAAAUACUGCUGAAAAUGGUGGUGUUCUGGAUCCUGAGAUAACUUUUAAAGUUCUUAAUAUUUUUUCAUGAAACUUGAAACAUGGAUAGAUGGCAAUAUGGACAUUAUGCACAUCAUUUCAUUUUGUUCCUACGUCAACAAUUCUCGUUGCUAUGGCAACAAAUAAAAUAAAAAAUUCUGAAAAUGGUGGAAUUUCUGACAAUGGUGGAGCCGGUAGGGGACAUAUAUUGCUUGACAAUAGUCUUGUUUUAAAAUGGUAUAUAGGUUGGAUAUGUUCGGUAAAAAUACAAACAUUCUAAAACUCAGCCUCCGCAUUGAAAUUUUACAACAUAAUUCCAAACCAAAUCGACCGGGUACCGGAAUAAUAACGACCGUGCAUUCCACAGGCAGUGUAUCUCAAUAAGAUGCAUCAACGAGGUCCUACGAAAUGUUUAUUUAAAUAGACUGAAUGUACUAGUUCUAAAAAUGGUUUAUUUUAAUGCAAAUAUGAGGUCUUCAGAGAUAUUUAUUUCCAAAUAUGUGUACUCUAGAUCUUAACAGAGAUCUUAUUGCAGAAGAUGUAUCCACAAGGUCUUAAGAGACGUUGAUUUCGAUAUAAUGAGUCCAAUAGUUCCUUAGACAGCUUUACGAUCAGUGUCUAAAAUCAUACGUUUUUAGAGAGGUAUAUACAAAUAAGAUAUAUAUGCACGGUCUGAAGAAAAGUGUUUUCCAUAAAUGUAUCGACAUGGUCGUCAUAUAGAUUUGUUUUCUUAAAAUGUAUCUACGUCGUAUUUAGAGCGCACCGUUUUCAGAGGCGGAAUCCAUAAAAUUACAGAGGCCUACUUCAAUAACCCGAACUAAUGACGUAUUGAGAAUAUCUAUCACCAGAAGCUGUUUUCCUG
Messenger RNA from Dreissena polymorpha, 2223 nucleotides. RefSeq lists its product as uncharacterized. The transcript is spliced from 2 exons. The record is from RefSeq and is a predicted model, not a curated record. Gene Ontology annotation, molecular function: protein binding. Lineage: Eukaryota; Metazoa; Mollusca; Bivalvia; Myida; Dreissenidae. The coding region runs from base 346 to 789 and encodes 147 amino acids.